UGUUUAAUUAUCUAUAUACGAUAUGUUAGAUUGCACUACUAUUUUUUUACCGAUGGCAUUUAGCUAUCAAGUUUGUGUCUUUCACGAAAUAGGCGCUUCGUUAGCGACAAUGCCGAUGCUUGAUUUUGUGUGCCGUUGUCGGUUUUUGCAGUUUUGACAUGAUAAAUAUUUAAUUUCUGUAUGUAGAGAUUUUCACAUACGUAGCCGCCUGAUGCUCGUUUUCAACAAUGCAAAUACAAAGCGAGAUAUAUUUUGAGAAGAUAGUUUUUUGUAUAUAUUGAGAGAAACCUAGGUUAGAAUUGACAGUUGUAUAUAUUUUCAGUACAUUACAGUGGGUUUAGGCAAUUUUAAAAACUGGUAUUCAUAGAUAGACAAGAUAUUAAUUAUGGACCGUGGCAAGACUGGGCUUGGUAGAGCAGUUAAAAGUAAAAUUGCUCAACAUCCUUCUGACUUAUUUGCAUUAGGAUCUAAGAGCUCACGGAAUGAAAGUUCUGAUUCCAAAAACAGGCCAGGUGUUAUUCAUCCAAAACCAGGUGGUAGUUCUGCAACUUCUGGUAAUGAUCGGAAAAAGGAAGCACCUUCUGGAUCUCUUCAAUCAUUUUCAUAUGUUCCACAGAAGAAGCCUAAGUUAAGUCAUAUCGGUUCUUAUCAAAGACAACCUUCUUCGAGCGCAGAAGCAUGGGAAGUUUUAGCUACAGACACUGAUCCUGCAGACUUUGUACCUAUGGUACUUGAAGCUAACGACAAUGAUGAAGCUGACAAAGUUAUUGGGAUAAUAUGCGGUGCAAUCAAGACAUUAAAGAAUCAGAAAUGGAAACCUGAUACAUUAGUUUACAUGGGCUUAUUGUAUCUGGCAAAGAUUCGCCCAUCUAUUUUUUCACAUGAUUGUAUAUUACAUGCACUGUCCUCCCUUUUAAAAAGAGAUCAAACUUAUAAUUUCAAGAGUAAAGGGAAUCCAUUGGUUCCUGUACUCGCUGCAAAUCUUUUAAUGAAAGGAUUCCAUGAGAAAAAGAAUUGGCCGGAAAUAUUUGUGAAGUUGUAUAUCGAAGAUGCUCUUGGUGAACGUGUAUGGGUUGAUCAUGAAGAAUGCAAGGGCUUUGUUGACAACAUUUUAACUGGUUUUAAUACAAGACAUCCCCCUAAGUCUGUAUUACAGCCGGAAUUUCCUGUGUUAAUGCAGCGGGAUUGUCAUAGCCCAUCUACAGUGGAUGAUGAAGAUCCGACAGCAUCAACGACAUUGUUAUCUGGAGAUAAGGAAAAAAUAGAGUUUCCAGUAGGUCCGAGAUACGCACAUUGCAUGGAGAAUAUUGAAUCAAUAGUGUUGGAAGCUGUGAAGGAGCAAUUGAACAGACGUCAAGCUGAGACCAUAACGAGAAAUUUCUUAAAGCUGCUCUCCUCGGCAUGCGGAUUUGUGGAAAUUAGAAACAUCGCUGUCCCCAGGCUAGAAGUAUGGUUGCACAAUCCUAAACUGAUGAGACCCGCGCAGGAACUGCUCAUGUACAUUUGUUACAAUUGCACGUCUCACACUCAAAGAGACGUCGAGGUCAUAAGCCAACUGGUGAAAAUGAGAUUGAAACCGAAAGCUGUAAUUAAUAUGUACCUGAACGGCGUUAAGGAACUUAUUGGAUUACAUCCGGAGAAUUUAGCGACCAUAUUAAAGCACACGAUUUACAACGAAUUGUCGAACGCGCGCAAUCCAAAUAACAUGCCCAUGCUGGCUAUAAUGUUCCAGACGUUACCCGAGCAAGCGGCCAAGUUGCUCGCGGAGAUCUUUCAGGAUUUACUGAUGAAUCGCGAGGAUUACUUGAGGCCAUUGCGCGCAUUGCUCAGAGAAAUCGUGCGCGUAUGUCGGCAUGAUAUCAACCUCCUAGCUUUCGCUCGCAUGCUUAUGUCCGAGAGGCCAGACAUAGCUCAACAAUUGUUGACUUUUGAAUUCAAAGAUCGCAUGUUUAUGUCAAUAGCGGACCUCUUGUGUCUGUGUAUGCUUCUCGGAAUAAGUCCGCAGGUGAAAGAGGCGGCGACAUUGUCACAACGUGCAGACAAGAAGGACGUAGCUUUGCUACAUCAGUUCCAAAAUCUUGUGGCCAUGAUACAGUACGAAGCGAUACUCUGGUUGCAGAAUGUAGCGCCACAGAUGUACGCCAUCGGACGAAAUGAGCUGCUGCACGCAAUGCACAAGAUCUUGCUGUUAGAAUCUCCUGAAAAUUAUUACAAACUGGAUAAUUGGCCACCGGAAUCAGACAGAGGAUUUUACAUACGAUUGGUAUCCGACGUUCCUCUGCUGCAAAGUUCGUUGUUGAGACUAUUACUGAUUGGUUUUGCAAAAGAUAACAGCAUUACUCACUCGGAGACGUUGGAUUUAGCCGAUCAACUGAUACGGCGCGCCGCUGCUAAUUCGACGGAAAAUUUUCCUAUGUUGCAAGCAGACAAAACGGACAUAGUUGAACUUAUUUUCAAUCUUUGCAUUUAUCAGCCACCGGGAACAAUAAACAUACCCGCUGGAUAUGUGCCGCCAACAUUGGCGAUAGCUAAUCUCUACUGGAAGGGAUGGAUAAUGUUAUUAAUGAUGGCUGCUCAUAAUCCAACUACAAUCGGCGCAUUAGCGUGGAAACGAUAUCCUAUACUGAGAACAUUGAUGGAAAUGUGUAUAACAAACCAUUUCUCGUAUCCACCACCGACUAUGGCCUUGCCGGAGAUAAUGGAGCAAGAACGCACGAAGGAACUGCAGGUUGAAGCCAUGGAGAAGCAAGAGAUAUUGGAAUACGAAUCACAUUUAGCCGCUGCAUCGACUAGAAUGCAGUUAUCUGAGCAAAAUAGCUUUCUACUGUCACAGUUAAUCACUAUGGAUCCAACGGGUAUCGCUAGAAGACCACCGCCGGCUGUGCUCGAGCAACUACAGUCAUUGAACACUUCUCACAGAUUGGGUCAUCUGCUUUGUCGGUCGCGAAAGCCAGAUUUCUUGCUAGAUAUCAUUCAGCGACAACAACAGAGCACGUCGCAGAGUAUGCCUUGGUUAGCUGAUCUGGUGCAAAAUAGCGAGGGCUCUCUCAGUCAACUUCCGGUGCAAUGUCUAUGUGAAUAUCUCUUGUCGACUAGCCCGCAGACGGUCGAGAAGCAGCCCAGGCAACAGCAGUUGCUGGCUCACCUUCAGACACUGCUGACCGAUCCGAAUCAGGAUCAGCAACACGCUUACGAAGUCUUGGAAUACUUUUUGAGAAGACUGAGCAGUCAGCAGAGUAGUAGUCGCAUACAAGCGAUCACUGGAUUGAAGAUGGUUUUGGACUCGAUACCUCUCGAAGAUGACACUAUGGACGUGGAUGGGGAGAAUGAGAAGGAGACUUGGCUGCUUCGAAAACUGCCGUCUAUACCUCACUUUCUGUCUGUGCGCUCACUGGUUUCCACGGCGUUACGCGGCGCUUGUCAGGUGGAAAACAGCCCCGAACUGGUGCACACUUACAUAUCGUAUCUGGCCGCGCAUACAAUCGACGACGAUUUACCCGACCUGACCGACUUGGCCAACGAGAUCUCUCAAUUGGUCGUUGAACGUAGCACGAUCAUCGCGGCCAUUCUGCCGCAACCGGAGAGCGAUAAUCAGCAGGCUAAGCAAACAUUGCAUGCUUUUAUGGCAAUCUUCUGCAAUUAUCUCGAGAAGGCACGAUCGCCCAGAGGUGAGGGUUACCAGUGGUCCGAGAGUCAAGAUCAGAUUUUGGUGCAGUGGAGCAACGGCGAAGAGUGCACGAUGCAUAUAUUAGUGGUGCACGCUAUGAUUAUAUUAUUAACGUACGAUUCAUCCGAGGAUGAUCAGCUGUUCACCACUUUAUUAGAGACGUGGUUUCCACUGACCGAACAGCCGAAGGCUUUUCUCGUGGACACCAGCGAGGAAGCGCUACUCAUACCUGAUUGGUUGAAAUUACGAAUGAUUAGAAGCAACGUGCCGCGUCUAGUCGACGCAGCUCUGAAGGAUCUCGAGCCACAACAGCUUGUACUCUUCAUACAGAGCUUCGGAAUACCCGUGUCGUCGAUGAGUAAACUGCUGCACACCCUUGACGCGGGUGUCCAGAUCGAUCCGGGGUCAGUCGGCGAAGCGGUAUUAGAUAAGACAUACAUGGCGCAGUUGGUUGAGGUACAGCAUAGAAGAGGCGCUACUGGUGGAUUGGUAUUUGUGCAAGUGUUGCAGCUGAUGGAACCGCAAUUACCAGAUGAGAAUAUGAUGCCGAUCAGUAGGUUGCAGCAACCGUUGCCGCCAAGCGCCACAGUGCAGAAGCAGUCCGUCAUACAGUGCUCGAUCAAGACCGAUGUGCCUCAUUUGAUAAAUCGACUUUUUAUCGAGAACAUCCAUGUUAAUCAAAAGAUAGACGCUUAUCGACGCUUGCAUAAAACUCUAGCGAAGGAUCUGCAGAGAUCGAGCGUUAAAGAGAGCAGCGCCGUGGUGCUGGCGAUACAGCAUAUAUGCAGCGUUCUGAGUUCUAUGCAGGUGAAGCAGUUUUUGGCCUCCCUCGUACACAUGCCACAGUACUCUUGCACGCUGAUGCGAGUGAUACUGCUGCCACUGAAGAAACCGUCGACAUCGAAACACGUAGUCGAGCUGGCACGCAAUAUGUGCCUGAAUCUAAUAUCGCUGAUAGGCGACGUGAAGGCGCCGGUCCUAUCAAUUCUGCGGGAUUUCGCUAACGUGCAAUUGACGAAGACGCCGCAACGUACGGAGCUGUCGAUGCUGAUGCAGAGCCGCGGCGAAGGUCCCGGUCCGAUACUGGAGGGCACAGAUCCCGUGAAUCUGGAAGGCGUAGGUCGGAGACUGCUCGAUCUUUGCCUGAAACAACAGAAGAACGAUGUUUUAGUUGAAGCUAUGGCGAAAUUAUUGGUCAGCGACAGUAAUGAAGACGCGUUGAAACCUCGCACGGGCCUGUUGAUCGAUUGGUUGGCAUCUGUGGAGCCUGAAUUGAUCGGUAUUUGUCCCAAUCUGCAGAUGAAGUUAUUAUUCGGUAAAGCAAAGGUGCACAUUAACAUCGAUAAGAAUGUUGUCAGCUCGCAUUCUUGCAGACCUUACUUGCUAACAUUGUUGACGCACAGAGCAAGCUGGGCCACUUUGUAUAAAUGUGUUGGGCACUUGUUGGACAAAUAUGACGAAGGAUACGAUCCAACUGCGGUUCUGGACUUUUUAUGGGCUCUGACAUGCAAUCCUAAGCUGUGGCAAGGUCGGGACAAAUUCACGCCGAAGCAUUAUGUUCCUGAGAAUAUCUUGCUGCUAGAAGAACGGCAGCUGCUUAAUCUAGUGACGUAUUUAGUGUCCGAAGCCGUUAUUAUAUGUAAUAUGCAGAACAGAAACGCCGCCCUCGCAAGAAUGGACAUCAGAUUGGAUUUAUUGUUGCAUUGUAUAUCUACUGAAGAUGAACUGAUUUCCAGUGUAGUAAACUAUUUAGCGGAACGUAUGAUGGAUAAUAUUGACAAAGACUCGGCGGAUAUGGCACAUCAGUUUCUACUUCACAUGUACAUGAAAAUUCCGAAGGUUAUCUGUUUUCUUAACACUUUCCAAGCGAACAAGUUCGUCAAUGGAGCGAAAAUAACCGAUUGGACGGGCUCGGUGCUCGAUUGUAUGAGCCAUUCUUUAUUGACGGCGUUGGCGGCGACCCCGAGGCAAAAGUCCUGGAAUUCGAAGUCUCAGGAAUUCGAACUUUGCGCAAGAAAAAUGGCCGCGGUGCAUCCUAUAUUAGUAUUACGGCAAUUACCGAUGUUGGCGUCUUCUUUAAUGGGAAGAUGUUAUCUCGACUUCAGUCAAUUUCGAUCCGGUCAUCAUUUAAAUCUCUUCACGCAAGUUAUGGGAUUGUUGGAGCUGUUGCAGCCGCAUCUAUUUGACAAGCAACAUGAAACUCCAUUGGAGAACACUUUGGAAAAUUAUUUUCAAUGUUUCCAGAAUUACGGACAUGUAAAAGAUAUUACCUCCUUGGUGAUCAGAUUCGUGUCGCUAUUACAAUCUUACAUCUCACGUGAGCCACAACGAGCAAUGAAAUAUCUACAAAAACACGCACAAGCUCUGCAUGAGUUACAGAUAAAUUAUCCUAGUAUAAUACCUUUGAGGACACUCGUAUCGGGAAUACCAAUGCCUAGAGAAGGAGAAGAUAUAGAUGAUAUUCUAAUCACUAUAGCUCCCACAUUGCAUCCUUCGGAACCUACCAUUCCGACACACUGGCAAUCACUGUUGACUACACUUUCCAAAUUGCAUGGUGAAGAUGUGUUGAGUGCGCUUCAAGAAAUUGAACACGUGUCAUUGCGAAAACCUUCGGUCUUAGAACCUAUAACGGAUAAUAUAACGGAACUGCUUGUGUCUCCGCAGGGUAAUAUCAGGACGCUCGCUCAUACUCUACUCGCUAGAGCGCUGAAACACCGUCCGGCAUCAAACGCGAACAUAUUGUCCGCGUAUCAAAGAUGCUUAGACAGCCAUAGAGCGGACGUUCUUAUGUCAGCUUUGGAAAAACUACCGGAUAUUGUGUUAUGCAUGCAAGAACACGCUUUACCGUUGAUGCAGAGAGUGUUCGAGCUAGGAGUAAAUUCGAAUGUCAACACGAUACCUUAUAUCAAUAAGACUAUCGCCUUGUUAAACACACAGCAAGGUUGUUAAUAUCAAAAAAUGUUAGUCUGUUUUGUAAAUAUUAAGCAUUAAGACUUUUCUACGAUUAAAACAAAACUGCAAAA
Messenger RNA from Linepithema humile (Argentine ant), 6690 nucleotides. It is a transcript of the gene IntS1, whose product is annotated as integrator complex subunit 1. Lineage: Eukaryota; Metazoa; Arthropoda; Insecta; Hymenoptera; Formicidae. The record is from RefSeq and is a predicted model, not a curated record. Gene Ontology annotation, biological process: U2 snRNA 3'-end processing. Gene Ontology annotation, cellular component: integrator complex.